Molecule: messenger RNA, 1140 nt
Organism: Aureobasidium uvarum
Lineage: Eukaryota; Fungi; Ascomycota; Dothideomycetes; Dothideales; Saccotheciaceae
Source: the annotation of a GenBank genome assembly
UCAGGNGGUCUUGUCAAUGCCUUUGGAUCAUUCGGUACUUACUAUGCACUUGGUCCUCUGCGCGACUAUCCAUCAUCGACUAUUGCGUGGAUUGGCUCCAUCCAGGCUUACCUCAUGCUACUUGCCGGUGCCUUGACCGGACCUCUGUUCGAUGCAGGUUACUUCCGCAUGCUCCUCAUCACAGGCUCAUCACUUAUUGUGCUUGGUAUGGUAACAACCAGUGUGUCCACCAAGCUUUGGCAAAUUAUGCUUUCUCAGGCCNNCUUUGCCGUUGGCUUGGGUCAAGGGUGUCUUUUCUCUCCUUCUCUUGCCAUUCUCUCUACGUACUUUUCGGAGAAGAAAUUCUUCGUUGCUAUGGGUCUGGCUGCUGCCGGCAGCGGUCUUGGCGGAACCAUCUAUCCCAUCGUUUUCCACAUGUUGCAGCCAAAGAUUGGCUUUGCAGGUGCCACUCGUGUGAUUGCAUACAUCGCAUUGGGCACCCUUGUGGUAUCGAAUGUUGUACUUCGUGUUCGUUCUCUGCCUUCUCAACGUCGCAAGAUCUUCGACAUGGACGCAUGGAAAGAGCCUGCUUUCACCGUCUAUGUGAUCGGAUCCAUGAUUGCUUUCCUCGGAACUUGGACGCCUUUCGUAUACAUUGAAGUGUACGCCCUGCGUUACGGCAUCACUUCCAAGGAACUUGCUUUCUACCUUCUUCCCAUCAUCACCGCUGGUUCUAUCUUUGGUAGAGUCGGACCUAACCUUGUCGCCGCCAGGAUCGGUCUGUUCAACGUCGUCAUUCCCUGUGUUCUUACCACUGGAGCUCUGGCCUUCUGCUUCAUCCCUGCAAAGACACAGUCGUCAUUGAUCGCUGUGUCCUGUCUCUACGGCUUCUUUUCUGGCUCCAUUGUCUCCAUCAUUCCUGCACUCGGUGUCUCGAUAUCGCCGAGCAGAGCAGUCAUUGGAACACGUAUUGGUAUGGCUUGUGCGACGAUUGGGCUUGGUAUGCUUGCCGGCACCCCAAUCUCUGGCGCGAUAUUGAAUAAAUACGGGUUUGCUGCCACUUGGGCAUUCUCAGGUACAGCUGCAAUUGUGGGAGCUUGCUUCUUGGUGGUUUCAAGGUUGCUUCAUGGUGGUAUGGUGCUUAGAAAAAGAUCUGAGUAG